Messenger RNA from Gryllus bimaculatus (two-spotted cricket), 1728 nucleotides. The record is from the annotation of a GenBank genome assembly. Lineage: Eukaryota; Metazoa; Arthropoda; Insecta; Orthoptera; Gryllidae.
AUGUACGUAGUGGAAGAUGAACAUUUAUUAAGAGUAAAAAUUGGGUUCGAGACAUUUGUUACUGAAUGGGAACGGCGCCGCAACAGCACUGCUGUGGAAGUAGCAUUCCCGCCACCAGAAGGACAAUCACGAUUCCUUGCUUCCGCUAGGGCACUGUUCUUAACGGCAGCCAUCUCACGAGGCCCCUCGAAAGUGCAAUGGCUUCUAUUUCCACUGGAUGAACGCAUCAUGUGCGAGGGUCAUAUCGCACUCCAGCGCUGCGGUGGUGGCCAGAGCAGUCGAAAGCAGAACGGCUCGCUCCAGCGUUUCACAGCUCCCUCAGCAUUCUUGAUUUUGCAACCUGUCAUCAAGAGAGUGAACUGCCAAUAUGAAUGGCAAGCUUAUGAUUCUCCCAGUCGAUACGCCAGCUGGAUUCAUUAUUCUCUGAGUGAACGCCUGUCACUGGUUCCACGAAAUGGAUUGUACUUAAAUGUAGCCGUUUCAAAAGAUUGUAUAGAUAAUUCUAAUGGAAUUUGCAUGUUGCAUAAUCAAUUGCAAUUAUGUGGGAAAAUCUCUUCUGACCACACUUCCAGACGAAUUACUCUCACGGACCGUCAACGCACGAGGCGGGAUAAAUCAGGCUGGAUUGAAUACGCGUGCAAAAAAAGGUGGAACAUGUUAAGAGAUUCUUACCGGAAAGCAGUUCGUAAGUCAAUAUCAGCGAGGAGUGAACAAAACUCGGAGCUCACUACAACAUUUAAGUUUGAGAAACAAAUGAAAUUCCUCCUGCCUUAUUUUGCUGAAAGGCAACACAAUUCAAAUAGUACAUUUCCUGUCAAUGAUCAAUAUGAUGAAUACGAAGGAAGAAUAAAGGAAGAAGAAGAAGAAGAAGAUUCGUUCAUAAUUCCUUCACCCAUGGAACCAUUUAUAUCCCAAGAAGACGCCUUAUCCCCUUCACUACAUUCUGAAGAAAUUUCGAGAACACCUUCACAAUCUUGCGAUCCUGUAUCCUUUAUUCCUGGACACUCCCAAAGUCCUCACAAUGAAGGAAACGCCCCCGCAUUAUCUACAGUACUACGUAAUUAUUUUGAAAGUAAGAUUCAAAAGAAACAAUCGGAUCAUUUGACAAAAUUUUUUUCUGCAAUGGAAGAGACUACUGCAUUGCUCAAUGUUAUUGUCAACCCUGUUUUGUUGUCUAUAGUAUUCUUGAAGCGGCACAUGAAACCUUAUCUCUUCCUUUGUUUGCACCGACGAGAAACUCCAUCACGAAUUCUCUUAUUCAGCGACGCUGUCAGUCAUCCUGAUACCGCGUCACAAAUUGCUCCCACUCCGACGCUUUUAGAAGCUGUUGGUAGAAGACAGGAAAUUUGUAGGGAAUUUGCUAAUCUUUUGAAUUCCAAAGGAUCCGAUGUUACAUUGUCGCCUUCCUUUGAAUACAUAUGCGCUAUUCGGAAGUUUGUACGAGUAGUUUGUUUCGCGAUGAAGUGUCUUUCUCCCGGCGCACUUUUCGGGGCCCCAUUGCCCGAGGCGUACGCCCCGCGCGUGCCACCUGCCACGCUCCCGCCCCGGCCGCCAAUUUCCCCGUUCCCAGAGGGCGCUUCCCGAAAACCAACUUCUCCGUUUCCCCGUGCAAGAGCUGCGCGGGUGGCAGCGGGAGCCCUGGCGCACUGUGUGUUCACGGGCACAGAAGGCGGGCAAAAUUCAUUUUAUAGGAGUCGCCUGCGCCCCCUUAAAAGAGUCGCCACAUGA